Molecule: messenger RNA, 2462 nt
Organism: Grammomys surdaster
Lineage: Eukaryota; Metazoa; Chordata; Mammalia; Rodentia; Muridae
Gene: Fbxo17
Product: F-box protein 17
Exons: 7
Coding region: 375-1211 (278 amino acids)
Biological process (GO): SCF-dependent proteasomal ubiquitin-dependent protein catabolic process; glycoprotein catabolic process
Cellular component (GO): SCF ubiquitin ligase complex; cytoplasm
Molecular function (GO): ubiquitin protein ligase activity; protein binding
Source: RefSeq, a predicted model, not a curated record
GCCGGAUUCACCCAGGCUGGGACGUUGCCCGGUGCCCCCGGGAUCCUGAGCAUAGGAGAAGGCGAUCCACUCGGAUCCCACGUCACGGCUCUCCGCGGACCCGGGGUUACUCUCCGACUGCCUCCAGGCGCCGGGGCCAGGGAUUGGAUCUUCCCCGCUGCCUCAGAGCAGGCCGCCCGGUGAGCUCCGGGACAGGUAUUUAUUCAAGAGAACGCAACCUAUGCCCACAUAGACCUUCAUACAUGAGUGCUCAAAGCAGUUUCAUUCAUAACAGCUCCAAAUGGGAAACAGCUCAAGUGUCCAUCAAGGCAUCCUGACCCCGUCCAUGACCUUGGGAGGCUGACCCACAAACCAGAGGACGCUGGCAGCGGGACAUGGGAGCCCGGCCCUCACGACGGCAGAAGACAGAAGCUCCGCACGUGGCUCUGGCCGAGCUGCCCCCUGAGCUGCUGGUGCAGGUUCUGAGCCACGUGCCUCCUCGCGCGUUAGUGACCCGCUGCCGGCCGGUGUGCCGCGCCUGGCGCGACCUGGUAGAUGGCCCAAGCGUAUGGCUGCUGCAACUGGCCCGUGACCGCAGCGCGGAGGGCAGAGCCCUCUACACCUUGGCCCAGCGCUGCCCCACCGAUGGCGAUCGCCACGAUGAGUUCCCACUCUGCGCUCUGGCUCGCUUCUGCCUGCGAGCGCCGCUCGGCCGCAACCUCAUCUACAACUCCUGCGGAGAACAGGGCUUCAGAGGUUGGGAAGUAGAGCACGGCGGGAACGGCUGGGCGGUGGAAAAGAAUUUGACGCUGGUGCCAGGGGCUCCUUCCCAGACCUGCUUCGUGACUUCUUUUGAGUGGUGCUUCAAGAGGCAGCUUGUAGACCUGGUGAAGGAAGGAAUGUGGCAGGAGCUGCUGGAUAGUGCCCAGAUUGAAAUCUGCAUAGCUGACUGGUGGGGCGCCCGUGAGAACUGCGGCUGCGUUUACCGGCUUCGGGUCCGCCUACUGGAUGAAUAUGAAAAUGAAGUGGUCAAGUUCUCUGCCUCACCCAACCCAGUCCUUCAGUGGACCGAGAGGAGCUGGCGACAAGUCUCUCACGUGUUCUCUGACUUUGGCAAGGGCAUCCGGUAUGUGUCUUUUGAGCAGUAUGGAAGAGACACUCGUUCCUGGGUGGGACACUAUGGUGCCCUUGUGACCCACUCCAGUGUGCGGGUCAGGAUCCGUCUGUCCUAGCUUACCAGCCUGAUUGGGACUUCCAGGACACACUGCCUUCUCCUGGAUGGUGUGAAAACCGAAAGUGGCUUUGCAGUCCCCAGCUGAUGGGUAUCUGGGGAGAAGAGGUGCUCCGGUGUGGCCCUCCUGCUGUGACAAACCAGGGACUACCAGCUUGUUCAUAGCUUCUGUCUCUCAAGCAGGGACUACCAUCAUGUGACGCAGACAUCUCUAGGUUGCUAAGCCUGAGAACUACUUCAUGUAUGGAUCCCAGUGGGUAAAUUGUCAAAAAAUAGCAGGCCAAGCGGGACCUGAGAGCACACACUUCUAGUCCCAGCAUCUAGGUAAAUGCAGGAGGAUUGGGGGUUCAAAGUCGUCAUCAGUGGUAUAUGGACUUCAAGGCCAGCCUGAGCUACGUGAGACCUUGCCCCCCCAAGAAAAAAGAAACAAAGAAAAAAAAUCCAAUAGACCCAGCUCAGAAUUAUAACAAAAGGAGAAAAGAAGACAGUGGGACUCGAGUAGCCAACGGCCUGUGAGCAUCGUGCCUAAGUUUUAUUGUGACUACUGUGAUCCGUGUCUUACCCAUGAUUCCCCGUCUGUGAGGAAGACACACUGCAGUGCUCGGAAACACAAAGAGAAUGUGAAAGACUAUUACCAGAAAUGGAUGGAAGAGCAGGCCCAGAGCCUGACUGACAAAACACGGCUGCAUUUCAAUAAGGAAAGAUCCCUAUGGCUCUGUUCUCUGCUCCUCUGCCUGCAGGGGCCAUGAUCCCACCUCCCCCAAGUCUCCCGGGUCCUCCUCGGCCUGGCAUGAGGCCGGCACCCGACAUGGGAGGCCCUCCCAUGAUGCCAGUGAUGGGCCCCCUCCUCCUGGGAUGAUGCCUGUGGGACCAGCUCCUGGAAUGAGACCACCCAUGGGAGACCACAUGCCCAUGAUGCCCAGGCCUCCAGUGAUGAGACUCCCCGCCCGCCCUAUGAUGGUGCCCACGCGGCCCGGCAUGACCCUGCCAGAUAAGAGCAGAAGCGCUCGUUACCGGUUUGUAUUUCUUGUUCUGUUUCACCAGGAGAUCUUGGUACUGAGCCUGAGUGUUUACUAGAUGCAUAGCAAGGAACUUCCUUCCUAACAGAGAGAACACUUGGAGGGAGAAGUGAUACAAAAGGGGGCAGUUUUCACUUAUAUUGUGAAGCGUGAAAAUAAAAUGGUCAGCUGUUUUAGUUAAAAAAAAGAAGAAGAAGACAGUGACUUUUAAAAAAAAUUUUGUGGGGCUGGAG